Messenger RNA from Chara braunii, 9712 nucleotides. The record is from the annotation of a GenBank genome assembly. Lineage: Eukaryota; Viridiplantae; Streptophyta; Charophyceae; Charales; Characeae.
GUGUGCGCUACGACCAGCAGGUACUCCGCACGGAUUACUUGAGAUGUAUGCUUGCAGAGGUUAGGACUAAGCUGGUGGAUGAGGCCUACGUCAACCACCGCAAUUUCGCUGCUUUCAGCAAGAAGGCCUUGGAUAUAGAGGCAAAACCUGGGUCCGCGCAUCAGAGUCAGGGAGAUGGUAGGAGGAAGAAACUUCCCCAAGACUGGAAGAAGAAGGGUCAGCUAAUGUUCAUCGAUCAUGAUGGUCAGACGACGAAAAUUGACGACUUCUCAGACCUUGGGGAUGAGACAGAGCAUGAUGAGGCCAAUGAGACUUCGGAUGGGGGAGUCGUGGCCCCUAUCAAAGAAAAGGCUAGGGGGACCGAGAAGAAGAAGGUAGGCCGGUCUACGGGUCAGGGCGACCAAGGAACACUCGCAUGGGUAAAACUUGGUUUAGAUUACGAGUUCGAAGACUACAGAUGGCAGAUCCUAUCUAGCCUACUCUACAAUGCCGCUGAUGACGUCAACAGCUCCCCGAAGUACGAGCAGAUCUCCGCCAAUGCCGCACGCUUCAAGCACCAGGGGGUGGACAGGAGCCCAUGGACUCAAGAAGGGUGUAAACAGCUUCUUCAGAUGGUCUUUCACGAGGAACUUGAUGACGGGGAGAAGAUUUAUUGGUAUUUGGCAGUGCAGCGUGUGAAUGCAAAUCCAGAUCGAUGGCAUCACCUGAUUGGGCGGUCGUGGAAAGGGUUGCAGUGCAAAUGGAGAGAGCUUGGAGGGCACCGGAUACUGAAGGGGGUAGAUGCAUGGCCCAGUUAUGCAGGGCCUGUGCCAGAGAGGUUGCGCAACCAGCUGGAGCGCCGUUCCCAGAGACAGCAACAGCAACAAUAUCAGCAGCACCAGCACCAGCACCAGCACCAGCAUCAGCAUCAACACCAGCAUCAGCACCAGCACCAGCAUGGAUCACCAGAGAUGGUAGCCCGGUGUGGCGCACCAGCAAGCGGUGGUAUACAUGCCCUCACAGCAGGCGGGGGAAUCAGCAGCAGUGGUGCCUCUGGGCAAAUAACAAUGCAGCAGCUUGCUACCAAAAGGCAGCUCAUGGAGCAUGAUUCAGUAUCAGCAGGGGGAGAUGGAAGUGAUAUCAGUGAGCACGGAAUGCGGUCAUCGCAAGGCAGGCUGGUUCAAUACAGGGGUGCGGAUACUUGUGGAGGAGGGGGAGGGAGUCCGGGAAUGGGUUCACCGCGUUCGUGCGGUGGCGAUGGGCAAGGGCAAGCUUUUAUCACAGGAAGACCCCUGGCAAUUAGCUUUGGGGAGGGUGUGGACAGAGGUCAGCGCGGAGUCGGCCAAUUGGCACUGAUGGGAGGCGGCAACUCAGACUCCUUGUCGAGACCCUCAGAUCCACAUGAUAACUCCUUGGACAUGGAAAGAACUGUCGACAGCACUCCAUGGACAUUUGAAGGCUGCAAGCAGCUUCUUCAAAUGGUGUUCCUUGAAGAGCUUGACGAUGGCGACAAGAUCUACUGGUCCUUGGCUGUUCAGAGGGUGAAUGGAAACCCGGAGCGAUGGCCACAGUUGCGAGGACGCUCAUGGAAAGGUCUGCAGUCGAAGUGGCGGGAAUUGGGAGGCCAUCGCAUCCUUAAGGGUGUGGAUGGAUGGCCUCCGUAUGCUGGCCCAUUGCCGGAGCGCCUUAUGAAUCGGCUUGAGCGGAGAGGUAUUGCUCGCUCGCAUUUUCUGGGUCUGGGUGGAGGUCCCAUGAAUGUACCAAGGGCGCUCCCCGGGCCAACAGGAAGCCCGCUUCAUCCUUCAGCAACAACUGCAGGUGGUGGCAACAAUAAUUCAGGAAUGACGCCGCCGCGCCGAAUGGAUGCUGUGUCUGUCCCUAGCUCCCUUUACGGAGGAGGUCCCGGUGGUACUCGCUCACUCCAGGUUGCUGCAGCUGCAGCAGCAGCUGCGGCCGCCGCUGCACAUGGAAUUCAAGUGGGACCAAUGGGCACUUCCGCAUCGCUCGGCAUGUUGUCACAGCAGCAACAGUCCGCAUCAGGGAUUAUGAUGGCUGGCCUGAGCCAAAGCGCUAUGGGGCUGACGAUGGUUCGUGGGCCCACUUCAGCUUUUGUGCCCACGGCUCAGGGCCAGCAGGGGUCAUUAGGCCCAACCCAGGCGGGCGGUCAUCUGGGGAUUUCCACAGGGCCAGGACACACCCAGGGACAUGGCUCUGGUCACUUGCAUGGUCAGCUGAUUGAAACAGGUCCUAAUUCAUCCUGUAUCGAUCUUGAAACUGCUGGGGACAGGCUUUCCGCGGAGGGAGCAGUGCCGUCCGGCUCCGGGGGAAGCCAUGGCAGUGCUGGUGUUGGUGUCAUCAGUGAGCCCAUUCCUGUCGUGGAGGAGAAUGUGCUAGACACUGAAAGAGUCAUACCUGACUGUACGCCUUGGACGCUCGAAGGUUGCAAGCAGCUCAUGCAGAUGGUAUUUGUUGAAGAACUCGACGAUAACAACAAGAUUUACUGGUCCAAGGCUAUUCACAGAAUAGCAGCCAAUCCUGAGCGCUGGAACCAGCUGAUGGGUCGAUCAUGGAAGGGCUUACAGUCCAAGUGGCGAGAGCUGGGUGGCCAUCGGAUUUUGAAGGGUCUGGAUGACUGGCCAUCUUACGCAGGACCCAUCCCAGAGAGGCUGCAACGAAGGCUAGAACGGCGCCAACAUAGGGUGGCAGUGCCACUGCCUUUGGCUGUAUCAGGUGUGUCACUGGCAGGAACGGGUCAAGCCACUGGACAAUCGCAUCAACAACUUGGUGGCCCACCACAGCAGCAGGCACAGUGUCAUCCGCACAGCCACAACCAUGGCCAUGGAGGUCAUACUCAGAUGCAAAUUGCUUCGUCUCAUAAUGUCCAUCCGCAUUCUCAGUUCACAAUGGGCAUCCACGCAGUCACCACAUUGGCGGGAAACCAUCUAGGCGGGGGAGGGGGAGGGGGAGGUGUUUUGCCAGGUGGCCAUCACCAUGACGGCUAUCCUCACAACACGCAUCAUCAUGCCGGGACAAUCGGCAGCCUGAAGCAUCAUCACGCUGGCGCUGCUGCAGGCCAUCAACUCCAGCUGGAUGUCAGCCAUGGGCAUGCACUCUCCCUGCCGAACCAUGCUCAUCAUCACCACACUUCCCUUGACUUGCAAGUUGCUGACAUGGAAGCCCAACGGAGAAACGAGCAUCUUGCUUAUGAGCAAUUGCAACACAUGCACCAUCAUCAAAUGAGGGCCAGCGGGGCCGCUGGGGCGGGACAAGGCCCCACGGGUCCACAAGAGGGCGGAUUGAACCUGCCGGACGGCUCCGGUAGAGACCGGUCGUGACUGCCCCAAGCAGCAGCAGCAGCAGCAGCAGCGGUAAGUAACCUCUACUGCAUGUGGAAAGUAGCAAGAGUACCAGGGAAGUGGAGGAGGUCAUGUUCGUGGCUGCAAAUCAUGGUGCAGUGGGCAGCACUGGAUGGGUAUGUAUCAGGUGGCAGGUCGUCAACGUCAUCCCAUGUGUGUGUCCUUGUGGUGUAGAAUAUUUGUAGUGACAGUUUCAACAUGGCUCGCAGACCUAAAAUUGAAGCCACCGGCUGGUGAGCAUGGAUCGUGCAAUGGGCUCGUUACAGUGGAUUGAUGAUCUUGCUUUCUUGUGGAUGAAAUCAAAGAGGUCCUACUUGCCUCUAGAUAAUUAUGUGAUUCGCCCGGAUUCCCGGUGCUACAGCAUAGGGAUGGAGACAGCAGUGGGGCGGAUACCUGCAUUGACGGAUUGGUCGAAUGUGUGGGAGAUCAUGCUCUCCCUAGAUAGGUUUUCAGUUCGAUAAACAGUAGUUGUUUCUGUUGACUUUGGGUAGCGGGGAAGUCUAAUCAAUCAAUUGGAUGGAAUGGGUAAUAGUUAGUGACUGCGUGUUGGGGGAAGUGAAAUGAUAAUGGUGGUGCAGGUGACGACAAUUCAGCAUGAUGAUCAUGAUGGUGGUGGUGGUUCUGGCUAUGGUGAGAUGAUGAUGGCAGGGCUUAUCAUGCUAGUGGUAUCUGUGAUGAUGAUGAUGAUGAUGAUGAUGAUGAUGAUGAAAUGAGGAAGGAAGUGGAGGAGUGGGAAAAGGAGGAAGAGUAGGAGUACAAUGAUAUGUUAAAGAUGAUGAUGAUGAUGAUGAUGACAAGGAUAAUGACAAGGGACAUGAAGGCCAGCAUUGGUCAUUCCUAGUAAGGAAUUGUGAUCCGACCGUAAAGAAUGCCUGUCCAUGACCGUCAGGCACAAUGAUGCUCCCCCCUCCCUCCCCCGGGCCCCUCACCAUUUCAGAAUUCAUCCGCCCGCUGGUAGCCUGCUGCUACGGUAGUUAUAAAGGGGGUCAUGGAUGAUAAUGAGAAGGGGGACCUGUUAGUUAAGUAUCAUGGGGUAGGGAGGAAGAAGAUAGUUGAAGGAUGUUUCGGCGACUGCACGAUCAAAGAGAGGUCUUUCAAUUUGCAUUUUACAGUUCCAUUUUCGCAAAUACAAAUAGUUGAUUUCACCAUCAUGGUUUUCGACUGAGCAAGGCAGGGAAAGAGGGGGGGGAAGAAGGGCCAGGUGGUAGAGGCCGGGUGUAGCCGAGAAGGGCCAGGCAGAUGCACGUCAGAGUUGUAAGAAUAUUUACCUUCCGUACCGUCGUAAUCCGCGUGUCGAUAUCUUCGCCGUCAUUGCCACGACGACGCAUUUGCUGCCGCUUUCCUCUUCCUUUGACCAGUCCAGUUCUGCUUGACUUGACUUCCUUACUCUUGUAGUUUCACUUUCAGUUUGUUCCGCUAUCUCCCUCCAGCUUCUCUUUCCUUCGACAGAGAUCGCCGUCCCCCCUGUGCGCUCCUGAUGAGUUGUCCCGUAGGGUGGUCCUCGCCCACCCUCGGUCUGUAACGGCAGUGAUUGCAGGCAUGCGUGCUGCCCUCCUGAGCUUGGAUCAUCGCCCAGCAUCGAUGAGUCCAUCUUGUUCUACCGCUUCUAAUGACACACAAGGAAAUCGUUUUGCCUGAAACAGCUGUGUCCGAGUCCUACUUACUUACUUACAGGCCAGAAGAUGAUAUUGACAGAGAACAGAAUAGGGGUGAAUGAUGAUGUGAUGCUCCCCAAAAGCGUCGACAUCCUUUCGCCCUACAGCUCAUUCAUAUGUCCUAGCCAUGUGCUAGCUGAUUGUAAGGUUGUCGAUCUCGCAUUUGUAGUGUACCGGCAUGUUGGCUUGCUUUCCGUGCAGGAAGAUAGAAAGAGGCGACAGCUACUUUUGCUCUCUGCUAAAGAGAUUUGCAUGUGAACAUUCAUAGAUGUUGAGGAAUUCCAUCGUAACGAUGGUGUUGUCAGUGGUGAGGAUGAUGAAGACGACGGUGACGAGGAUGAUGUUUCCAGGUGUCCAUGCCACUGGGUAGUCCGAUUUUUCUCUGUGAGUCUGAGAUCCAUUUGUUUCUUGCACUUGCUCUAGGAUCAAAGCCAGCUAGCCAGCGCUCGCACUGUUCUUUCGCUUUGGGCCUGCCCCGUCUAAUGCACACCUUGAAUCCUCAAUUAAUAGGCUCAAUACACAUUUUUCAACUAAGAGUUGGAUGUAUGGAAGUCUAGUCCAUCAAGACGAUGGCUUGGCGUGACUUGACUCCAAUUGGAUUUUGCAUUUAUAUGGCUUGCAUUGGCUUCGGGAAAGUUGAUUUGAACUCGAUAUGUCAUUUUGGGAGUUUAGGCAGGCACAACUGGUGCAUUGAAUUGCCUUGCACGACUGCAGUGGCAUGCGUCUUGGAUCUCUUUGGAGUGAAUUUACCUAGUAUUGGCCCUGAUGUGUGAGCACCUGCUUUGCCGUAAGAAGGUGGCUAGCUUGUCUACCAGUUUCGGCGCAGCUCCAUUCUUCUGCCCUUUCUGAUUGACAAAUCACUCUCCGAAGCAAGCAAUAGAGCCUGAGAAAGCCCCCAGGUAAUUGCACAGAUCUUUUGCUUUUGACCUGUAUAGAUUUGUCCAUGAGGGUUUUUACAGAAAGCUAUGUCUAGUUGUGUAAAGAUGUAAUGGCAGGCUGCCAUCAUUUUCGCGUCCCAAGCCCUUGCUGGAGCUGUCAAAGCUGCAAUCGGAACACUCAUUCACGGUCCCGGGGGGGAUGCAUUCGUGCACUAUUCCGUUCCGUUCCCGCGAAGUUCUGUUAAUGAUGAUUCUCCUGUGGAGGAAUAAUGCACCAAUCCAUCAGAAUCAGAAGCAGAAAUUGGCCACCAGAACUGGCAGUUGCAAUUGGUUGGCAUCCAAGAGCAAGGGGGUGUAUUCUGGCUAAAAUCCUAAAAGGAAUGUCAAGCUGACUGCAUUGGUUUAGGGUUUGGAGGGGGGGGUCAACGAUGAUUGUGGUACGGAGACCGUGACCAGGAGAGGAGAUGCCUUCAAUGAGACAAAAGCAACUGGAAUUGAGCGGGGGCUAGGAGGGCGAGUUUCAAUGCCCACGUAGAGUGAAUGCACAGGUCCGCAGCCAGGAGAUGUCCACCUAGACGGGGAUGGGCCAUCGAAAUGCGUCCACCGAGUAAAGCGGGAUCAUCCUGGUCGCGGAUGACCGACUUUGUAAUGCUGACAAGGCGCAUUCGUGCUGGACUGGAUCCGUUCUUUUCCGAUGAGUGUUCACUGUUCAUGGUAUAGCGUGUGGAUUAUGACAAGCUACAGCAAAAGGAGAAAUGGAUGUAAAGAUCUGCAUGGCUGGGACGCUUCUUUUUGUCUUUGUCUCCCUGUCUGUGCUGAGCCUUUUCAUCAGCGUGAUUGACCUGGCGGUUUUCAAUGAGUUGCUUGGUUGCUUGCUUGAUUGAUUGGCUGGCGAGUUUCUAUGCCCACGUAGAGUGAAUGCGCCUGGUCAGCAUUACGGGGAUGCGUUCAUCAGGAGAAUUGGCAUGACAGUUUUCGACGAGUUGCUUGGUUGCUCAAUUGAUUGGCUGGUUGGUUGGUGGGUUGGUUGGCUGGCUGGCUGGCUGGCUGGAUGGCUGACUGGCUGGUUGAUUGGUUGAUGGAUGGACAGAUGGAUUUGACUGAGUUGAAUUGCUUGAUGGGAACGAUUGAUUGAUUGAUUGAUUGAUUGAUUGAUUGAUUGAUUGAUUUGAUUGAUUGAGUUGCGUUGAGUGGUGAAGGCUUUGCUCAGUGGAGAACCCUCUGUUAAGUGGUAGAGGCCAUGAGGGUGGACGUUUAUCCGAUUAUGCAGACCAGUCAGCAGCGUUGCUUGUUGGGCAACAUCUGUGAACUGUCAGGUCUGCUAAUUGGACAUUAUCAAGGGGACAUCUGUGAGCUCUCUCUUCUCUCUGGACAGGCAAAGUUCUUCCAUAGCACAACCUGAAGGAGCGUCUCCAGAUUGGCCAUGCCAACCAUUGCUGACAAAGCUGCAUUCACUUACCUUUUUUUUCUCGAAGAUUGCACGGACAAUUUUCACCCGACCAGUCGUUAGUGAAUGACAUUUUCACUCGGCAAGUCUAGUGACUGAACGGACCACAUUAAUUAAUGUCGCAUUCGGUCGUUGAAGUCCUGUUGUGAAUGUGUUCCUAGGGUUAAGAAGAUGAUCAUUCAACACAUUGCAAGCAUCAGAAUGUCUGGAGCUGGAGAGAGGGCACGAGGCAUCAUACGAAGAAGGGGGAUCCGUUUCCGCAUUGCACGGGGUUCGUUUAAUUGAUUUUGGAGCUUACCCUAAUAGCCCCCCUCAUGGAGGCUUUCCAUCAAUAUGGAUGAAAAUUUGCCAAUCCCUUUAUUCAUAGCUUUACGCUUACGAAGCAGGAGUUUCUUUAUUUCCUUAGCUUUAAAUCGGAUAGGUUGUUACGGCCUUUCUUUCUUUCUCAUUUGUUUAUCGCGUUGAAGAUCUUAGGUUGGAUCUAGUCUUGUACGUCCUCCUCGAGCAGGACAAAGGUGAGAUGAUACUGUUACCCCCAUGGAGAAGUUUGCAGAGCGUAUGUCAACUGAAAGUUCUGUACUCUAAUGGCUGCACAGGGGAGUAAAGCGUUUAGAAGCUGCAUCCUACAGAAGACUCAGCAGAGUUGCGAGACGAGCUGCAUUGAAUUGGUUCGGUGGUUGGCAAAGGGUAGAGGAAUACUGGGGCCAACCGGGUAACUACUACGUGUGAAAGCACCAGUGCAUCAUACAUAGGCCCGCGGGUGUCAGCGUGGAACCCGCACAACUUCGGAGGCUUCAGAUUUGUUUUUUUCAACGGCGCCCCAUGCCGCGCCGCCCCUCCGAGGUUUGCUUGAGGCGACCAAAAACUUUCUGCAAGGCUGGGGCCAUUUACUGGCAGUUUAAGGUUACGCUGGAAACAAUUAGGGAGUUGUUUUGUCUGUCUAGAAGACUCUGCGAGAUCUGGCUGGUCUGCGUGGUCACCGAAGGUCACAUUCGUUGUGUACAUUCCCACAGCUGCAGGGAGAUCAUCUGCUGAUUUCUGUCAGAAGACAGGAUGUUAAGAUAUCCAGAUGUCAGUUACUUCUCGUCGAUAAAGAGAAAAGCUUUGCUGAGAGUCUCCCAUGUCAACACAAACAACAGGUGGGGCGUGACUGUCUCAGGGAUUUCAAUUUGACAAACACGAGGUGAGCAUCCGCGGUAUAGCCCUAAGAAUCCCUUUUCUUUGGGUCUGGCUAGAGUCAGCUCCUUCAUCUGUUCAUUCUGUGUGGGAUCGGAAAGAGAAAGGCAGGAUUUGCUGAGUGUCUGUGCUAUAGCCCCCUGUCAACGCAAACAACAGGCGGGGUGUGACUGUCUCGUGGAUUUCAAUUUGAAAAACGCGAGGUGCACGUCUGCAGUUUAGCCCCUAUCACACCAACGAAGGGAGGGGCAUAACUGCACACACAGUUGGCAAGGCGGAGGUUGCUGUGACCACGAAUGGCAUUCGCUGCAUGCAGUCUCAGAACUGUCUUGAUACUGAUCUGGAAGCAGGGGCAAAAACCGGGUGAACAUUGGAGGAGACUGACUGGCUGGUGAAGUACCAAGGAGGCAAGGGAACACGUCUAGGCUGAUAUAGCUGUCCACGAGCUGCAAGUGGGGGAUUCUGCAAGAUAGCACGGGAAGGAUCCCAGUACUUGUUUCCACUGCUUCGGAAUCCUGAACUUCUCUCUCAGUUCGUAAAAUAGUGACAGUUGCCAAGGCCGAUUGGAUUGUCGGCUGCCAGCCUCAGGUGCAUCUGCAGAGGAAAGGUACGUACGAUGUCGACAAAAGCGGAGAAGUACUUGUUUCCACUGCAUUGGGCUCAUUCUGUUUUCAGAGUAAACAUCGACAGUUAUUGAGGCCGGUUUGUCUGCUGCUGCCAGCCUCAGCUGCAUGUGCAGAGGGAGAGGAUAUGAGAUUGACAGAGUCGAGACGAGAGCCUGGGCGUCUCAGCAAGCAGAUGGUGACAUGUGGGUGCCAAUCGUGGAGGUCGCACUGGACUGUUAAGGUUACCUACUUCUGUUAUAGAUGGGCGUGGGUCCUGGACGGUCCCGGGUCCAGUUGCCGUGUUCUUGAAGUGACCUGGUGUUGUUCCAGAUCAGAAGAUUUCUAGCGCUGGUGUGUUCCCCGGUUCUUUGGCAGCAGUAUGGAUGCAAUGCUGGUUUAGCUGAGUCAGGUUCGUCUCGUGACCUGUGCAGAAACAGAACGAGUGAUGGUUCAACUUUCAUCUCUCCUUUGGUGGGGGUAACAUCAUCUCACCUUAUUGAUUUUUUCCUUCAGGUUCAUCAUGAACUGUUUCCAUGUGUCAUUUCUUGACCUUUGGGUCGGCGAAUUGUGUAUAAAGAGGUUGAUGUGUUUAGAUAAAUGAAUGUUUAAGCACUUC